AUGGUCACUGUUGCGGUCGCUGGAGGGGGAACUGGGAUAGGACUCGAUAUCGUUCGGGCGAUUCUGGCGACAAAGAAACACGAUCUCACGGUUAUAUCACGAUCAAAUCAGACCUCCCUCGCUUCUGAAGGAGUCAAUAUCAAGGUCGUCGAUUACAGUUCUGUCGAGCAACUUGCAGACGCACUACGGGGUAUUCAUACAGUCAUCAGCUGCAUCCCUGCAUACGGAGACAAUACGACUGCGGCCGAAUUAGCCCUUUUGGAAGGGGCAAAACGGGCAGGUGUGCUGCGUUUCGUGCCAUCGGAAUGGAACAGCGCCUGUAAUGAUAUCGUUGACCUAUAUGCUGGCAAGGAGAUUGUUUGGAAUGCUGUGCAAGGCUCGGGACUUGAAUAUACUCGUUUCAUCAAUGGCCUCUGGAUGAACGUGUGGGGGCCCGGCUGCAUCCGGGAUGAAGAAGAAGCCAUUGGAGCUUAUAAAGGUCGUCCAGCUUUUGCUAUUGAUCUCAGAGCCGGCACAGCGAUCAUCCCUGGCGAUUCAUCUCAAAAAGUUGUUGUUACACGGACUCAAGAUGUUGGUCGAUUUGUCGCUGCUACCCUGGAUCUGCCUAUCUGGGAAGCUGAGAGUCAUAUUGUGGGGGACAGGUUGAGUUUUGCGGAGGUUGUCGGAUUAGCCAACGAGGUAUGUGGCAAGCAGCUUCGCGUGACAGAAAUACACGUCGAGGAGUUGGAGGAAUUGCUAGGAGGCAAUCUUGAAGUUGGUGAAAGAUUCUACUAUCAGCUGCUCCUGUCUGCAGCCCUUGGUCGGAUGGAUUUUGACCAUCUUACGAACCCAUUGUUUCCUGAUCCUAGGCCAAUGUCAACAUCGGAAUAUCUAAAGAAGCAUUGGACGUUGGAUUAG
Penicillium daleae is the source of this 897-nucleotide messenger RNA. RefSeq lists its product as uncharacterized. The transcript has a single exon. NCBI's taxonomy places the organism in Eukaryota, Fungi, Ascomycota, Eurotiomycetes, Eurotiales, Aspergillaceae. The coding region runs from base 1 to 897 and encodes 298 amino acids. The record is from RefSeq and is a predicted model, not a curated record.